Messenger RNA from Funneliformis geosporum, 1242 nucleotides. The record is from the annotation of a GenBank genome assembly. NCBI's taxonomy places the organism in Eukaryota, Fungi, Glomeromycota, Glomeromycetes, Glomerales, Glomeraceae.
AUGCAGUUACAAACUUCUAACCUCGCUCAAAAUUUACAAGCCAAUAACGGUCUCAAAGAAAUGGUUGUAAAAGCAAACGAGACUAACAACGCAAACAAUUCUACUACCUCCGUACAAAUGACCUCAAAUAAUACCGGAAAUGUUGCUGCGGCGAACGUUGAUCAAGAAACUUUCAUACCUCAAAUGCCACAACAACCCCAAGUCAAAAUUACAAAGGGUGGUAACUCGGUACCAAAUUUUGAAUAUGUAUCUUAUGAUCGAGUUCAAGAUUUAUACGAACAAAAUAAGGGAACUUUGUAUUUCAUCCCAGAAGGUUUUGAACCCGUCCUGGUUCCUAAUGACGCAAAAGCUCAAACCGUCACAAAUUUAUUGGAGAAUGCAAAACCCGUAUCAGCUGCCCCAAAUGUACCUAGAAUGUUACCUGAUACCGAUGUUCGUCUUCCAUCAUUCGCCCUUCCAUGCGGUGUAGCCGGUCCCCCACCAAAAGCUUCUUCAUCAAACUCAAAGACAAAGGUCAAGAAACCACCAAGACCACCAAAUGCUUUUAUCUUAUACCGUAGAGCUAAGCAACCCGGUAUCGUCGCUAGGCACCAAGGAAUUACUAAUAAUGAGGUUUCAAAGGAGAUUGGUAGAAUGUGGCAUGAAGAACCGGCCGAAAUCCGUCAAAAGUUUCAAAAGAUGGCCGAUGCCGCAAAGCAAGAACAUAUGAAAAAAUACCCUGAAUACAGAUAUCGUCCAAGAAGACCACAAGAAAGGAAGCGCAGGAUUCAACCACGUGAAGAUUCACCAUCAGAAAGUAAUGCCUCGCCUAUUUUGCCCACACAAAGUUUACCAAUGCUUGAUACUAAUGCAUUUUACCCAAGGCGUAUUUCUUCAAUGUCAGCCGAUGGUGAAAAUUCACAAAUUUAUACCCCAACCACCAUGCUCAAUCAAAAUUAUAUGGAUGCCACAAUGGCAAAGUACGAUUUCACUUACCUUGAUGAUUCGGUCUCUCAGAAUUCGUAUGAUGGCAGCCCUAUAUCGUCUUCAAACACAACUUUUGUUAAUAACCAUAUGACAACAAAUCCGGGUGGCAUUGAUUUUAACGUAUUUGAUGCGUCACAAAACGGGUCGAACGAAGCUGUAAAUUAUAUCGACUUUGACGCUUACGAUCAGUACGAAAAUAUGGCUGCUCUCUCAUUUAUUUCCGCUGAUGAACAUUUCCUUCGUAAUAAUCCGCAAUUCGUGAAAUUCGAUUACUAA